UCCCCCAGUCGGCACAUGUAAAUUUUGUCACCAGCAAGCGUCCGCGCGUCAUCGUUUUUGUUAGAUUUUGUUAGUAAUUGCAAUUAAAGUAGGCCUUCUUAAAUUUAUUAUCCCAACUAAGCGUCGCCGGCCUAUGGAAGACAAUAUGGAGAACAAAGAGGGAGUGCGAGUGACCCGCGCGCGUACACGCCGCUUGUCUGUCCUGGACCCUGACAGUCGCCCCGGAACACCGUUGCUGGACACGGCAUCCGAUCGUGGCACGGCCUCGCCUCGCCCCACACGCAGAACACGAUUGAAUUCCGCCACAGAAGGGCCUACUCCCACCCGAACCACGCGUGCUUCGCUGGCACGCGGUGAAACUCCGGAGCCGAUCACUCCGGCGUCUGUUAAGAGAACGGCUCGCACCCCAGCCAAGGCGACUCGAUCUGUGCGCAAGCAGUUGACCUUAAAAGAGGAACUUGAGCCAGAAGAUGAAAAACAGACUCGAUCCAAAACCUCGAGCCCCGCACUGGCGCAGUCUUCGCCAACAGACGAGAAACGCGUCACGCGUUCCAUGUCGCAGACCCCUCCAGCUGCCUACCGUUCAGCCAAUAACACACCACAGCCGGUUUUGGAUGAGAAACUGCAAUCCGAUCCGAGCCUUUCCGUCGAACAACAGCCAAGUGGGGCGAAAGCAGUUCUUGAUUUCGAAAAUGUGUCGCCAACAGACAACAAAAAUAAACAUUUGAUCCGCGGCCGAUCAAAGUUUCCAAUUAGGGUCGAGAAUCUUUCGACGCCGGCUGUAGCUGCCGCUGGAAAAGAUAAGGAUGUAUCAUGGGUGUCGGAAACUCUCGCGAAAUCGCUAGAGUUGGAGUCUACAGAAAGCGUUUCGGAGGAUAUGAAGCAGGGGACCAGCGGCUCUCCACAGAAAAUGGAAGCACAGGUUGAGUUACUUGAAGAAGAAAUGUCCAAGGCAGAAACCAAGCAAGCUGCCGAGGAAGUGGAAGCGAAGAGACGUUCCACAAUAGAUUUAUUGGAGGAAGUGGACAAAGACAUAGAAACAUUCGAAAUCCCAGAUGAGCAGCUGAACAGCGGAGGGGCAGACAAAGAGCAAAACGCUGAGGUCGAGAUUGAGGCGGCUUCCAAAUCGAUUACUUCAGACGAAGUUUUUGAAUCUCCAGCCUCACCAGAUCCAGAGCCAGAAAAUACCACCACGUUGCCCAUGGAAUCUCCAGCCUCACCAGAUCCAGAACCACAAAACAGCAGCACCUCAGCCCUCAAGAUGUUGGCAAUGGAGGAUGAGCCACGAGAUGAAAUGCAGCCUCCCGACUCGGAGCCACAAGAUGAAAUGCAGCUGCCCGAUUUGGAGCCAAUUGAAAAUAACAACAAUUCGACUUUCAAGGACAUGGCCAUGGAAGUGGACGAAGACCUUGAAAUUCCAGAUAAAGAUAAAGAUUUGCCACAUAAAUCUCUGGACUCCUCUGAAGUACUUGAAAUGAUGGCUGAGGACGAAGAGGAGAAGCCCCAGUGGAAUCGUCCAAGCAUCGGAAUGAAGAUCAUCGACAACGUUCAGCUGCCAGAUCUGACCCCUGACAUCAAGUCGCGCAUAGUGACAUCGGGCAGCGUGGAUUCCAAAAAGUCUGUAGCCUUCUAUAGCGACUCGGCAGACGCUGAUGACGAAAAGGUUCAGUUCCCGAAGACUCCGGCCCGUAACAAGAACCCAUCUUCUUUCUUGUUGGAGAAAUCGUUAAUGAGGGCCCAUAAGCUUCUGAAGACAGAUACUCCUCUGAAGACGGAGACCCCUUUGAAGAAAGAUACUCCUCUGAAGACGGAGACCCCUUUGAAGGCAGAUACCCCUUUGAUGAAAGAUAAUUCUCUGAAGACGGAUACCCCUUUGAAGAAAGGUACUCCUCUGAAGAUGGAGACCCCUCUGAAGAAAGAUACUCCUCUGAAGACGGAGACCCCUCUGAAGAAAGAUACUCCUCUGAAGACGGAUACCCCUUUGAUGAAAGAUACACCUUUAAAGACAGAUACUCCUCUGAAGACGGAGACCCCUCUGAAGAAAGAUACUCCUCUGAAGACGGACACCCCUUUGAUGAAAGAUACUUCUCUGAAGAUGGAUACCCCUUUGCAGACAGGUACUCGUCGGAAGAUGGAGACCCCUCUGAAGAAAGAUACUCCUCUGAAGACGGAGACCCCUCUGAAGGUGGCCUCUUUAAAGGCACGCAACAGCUCCACACCCUUACAGAGCGACGACCGAGAGGCGUCCAUUAGCCUGUUGAAGCCGGCCCCGGCUCGCAUUGAUUGCCUUAAGCCUUGGGCCCAGGUGGAGGCCGAAAACAGAGAGAAAGAUUUAAAGGAGGCUGCCAAGGCCAAGCCCCAGCCCACGCCCUCCAAGAAGGUUUCAAGCGGACUCCGCCUGAACAGCGACAAUGAGGAUGAGGAUGAUGAGGAAGAGGAAGAAUUCUUGUGCGAAUUCGUCGAAAACGAGGCGGAGGAAGCACCUGCUGAUUACAAGUCGGGUGACUCGAUGGACAGCUCGGAGCAACGCGAGAUCGAGGAAAAUGAGAUUGUCGACGAAGGCGAAUCCGUGGGCAGCCAAGACACCGAUGGGUCCUACGAGGACGAGUCCAUUGGCAAUGAAUCCUUUAUUGUGUCGGAUACUUCUGACGUUGGAGAGCUACGUUACUCCUCCAAUGAGCUGGAGGCUGAGUCUCUCGAAGAGAUGUCUCCGAAGGGCAAGAAACACCGUGCCCGCAUCAUAGUUAUGGAUUCCAGCGAUGAAGAGGAGCAGGCAGAGAACAAGCAGGAGGAAGAAAAGGAGAACGGAGAAAAUCAGCAGCGUCAGGAAGAUGAAGAGGAGAACCACUCGGAGAGGCCAACAAAUCAGAGCAACUGCUCUUCCAAUGCCAGCAAACUGAGCGAAGCCGCACAGAUCUUAAUUGGCAGCCAGGAGCAUUAUUCGACCUCUGAAACAGAGCUCGAGAACUCGCGCAAACUCUUCCUUAACGAGAUCAACAAGUCGGAGUGCUUGAACAAGACAGCUCCACGCCUGGACAUGACUAUCAUGGAUGUGGACUCUGAAUCUGACCACAAAGAUGAUCCACAAACAGCGGCAACCAACAAGAGUAUCUAUGAAGUAUUAGACUCCGACGAAGACGAUGGGGAAGAGCAAAACGAUAAUGGUAAAGAUAACGAUGCCGAGAACGGGGACGAAGACGAAGAUGAAGAGCCUUCUUCAAGCAACAAAUCCUCAUCCAUUGUACACCAGAAGCAAAAGGUCAACGACGAAGAAGCCGUCUUGGCCGAACUGGCCUCCAGCGACCUGACGCAUCUCAAAACUAUGUUCAAUCCGCUCCAGAAGUCGCGCCGUCAAUCGCUGUACAUGCCCAGCCCCGAGAUGGCCGCCAAGGAGCCCAAGCUGCAGCUACGCAGUGAGCGAGACUUCUGUCCCUCUCAGUCCUUUGUCGAAAUGAUGGCCGAGCGUAAGGUGCAUCAGGCAAAGCGCAAGCGCCUGUCCAAGAGUUUCUCAGGCGCGGCCGAUGAACUGGAGGACAUGGAAGUUCGUCAAGAGCACAAACGGGCCAAAAACGAGCACGAUGAGUCAUUGGGAUCAAUGGAAGAGGAUAUGCCUCCCACAGAGUCGCCUGACAUACCGAAAGAGGAGUCCCCUAAGAAGCAGGAAGAACAGUCGGAGGGGCUGCAACAGCCCAAAGAUCAAGAGAUGGAUGAGGAGAUGCCAUCGACAAAGGACACACCAAAAGAGGACCCAGAACCGGAUCCAUCGAAGAAGGAAGCAGAGAACACUCCGACUUUUGGAAAGUGGUCGAAGAAUACUGACCACUACUUGGACGUUUGCGCCUCCAUCCUACAGAGAGCCAACGAGGCCAAGCUGGAGCAAAAGAAACUGCAUGUUGCAGCGGGCAGGAAACAUAACAAACCAAAACCAACUGUUUCGGAGGCUGUGUUUAAAUCGGUCGACUCGACUGACACAGACAUUCGUGAGGCCACCAAAGCUCUGCCGCUCAAGAAGGAAUUGAAGCGUCUGCAGGCAGCCCGUAACGCCGUCAGUCACGCCGUUAACUUGUUGGCGCCGCAGCCAGUGGCCAUCAAAGAGCCGCGUUCGUUGCUCCGCAAAUUGUCACCGCAGCCGCCGAUGGAAGCUAAAAAACCGGCAAAGGGGACUAAGAAGCAGAAGAAGGCUUUGCUGAAGACACAGCUGGUGUCGCCAGUAAAAAGCUCCGAUGAGGAGAACCACAACAAGUCGGCAGUCGUCAACCGCAUCAAAACCAAUGCUGGCUACGUGACUGUUACCAUGGACGAUGCUCCAGAGCCGCUCAUCGAGCUGGUUAAGACACGCUCGGGCAUUAUGCGCGUGGAGCCAGCCACGCCCAAGCAGAAGUAUUUCCGCGAGGAGCCAGAUUCGCCGCCAAACCGAAAAUUCCGCGUGCAGCGCGUCCCGGCCGGCUCUCACAAGAAGUCCAAGCAGCAGCAGCAGCCGCCGAAAGAAGGCGGAAAGGUCGCCACGCACAAUCCCGCCAUGCUGUCGGCAUUGCGCUUCAAGGAGCAGGUGUUUGCUCGCAAAUAGACGGAUCAUCCUAUAUCAUUCACAUUAGCUAUAAACAUAGACACCAGUAUAUAAGUGGAAUGCAGCAGGGCGUGAAGGAAAAUGAUAUUUUUGCAGGGUACAUUUUUUGUUUUCUUUACUAUUUUUUUUUUUCGUUUUAUUUUGAAUUUAUCUGUGCUUUGUUUAAUUGAUGGAAUCAAUUUUUGUUUUUGCAUCUUUCUUGCGGAUGUACGUACCUCCGCCCGCGUGCACGUUGCCAUUUAAAAAGUUGUAUUAAUUUUUCCACCUACCACAUACCUUUAAGAAAUAUACGCCUGUUACACAAUACAA
This is a messenger RNA of Drosophila persimilis, 4876 nucleotides long. It is a transcript of the gene sle, whose product is annotated as protein slender lobes. The coding region runs from base 134 to 4567 and encodes 1477 amino acids. The record is from RefSeq and is a predicted model, not a curated record. Lineage: Eukaryota; Metazoa; Arthropoda; Insecta; Diptera; Drosophilidae. The transcript is spliced from 5 exons.